This is a messenger RNA of Xyrauchen texanus (razorback sucker), 1784 nucleotides long. RefSeq names its product apoptosis regulator BAX-like. Gene Ontology annotation, biological process: intrinsic apoptotic signaling pathway in response to DNA damage; release of cytochrome c from mitochondria; mitochondrial fusion. The record is from RefSeq and is a predicted model, not a curated record. Gene Ontology annotation, molecular function: protein heterodimerization activity; protein homodimerization activity; channel activity. NCBI's taxonomy places the organism in Eukaryota, Metazoa, Chordata, Actinopteri, Cypriniformes, Catostomidae. Gene Ontology annotation, cellular component: mitochondrial outer membrane. The transcript is spliced from 7 exons. Bases 233 to 847 code for a protein of 204 amino acids.
UCCUAUGUAUUGGUGGAGCUCUUGUUAAAUUUUCUCGACCACUAUUACCUACAGAUCAUGUUUAUCAUCUUAAUAGUGCUACCGAUGAGGACAUAUAAACCACAAGCAUCGACUACGUCAACAAAUUAUGUUGUAUAUUGUUUGAAUCUGUGAAUUUAGCUCAUUCAUAAGUUGUUAAGCUGGUCCGUCUAGUUCGCGAGCUUGAGUCGGGGAGGUUUUGCUUAAUAUAACUAUGGCUGAGGCGAACGACGUAGAGCGGACGGACGAAAACGAGCUAAAGGGUGCUACAGUUGGAGAAGAUGUCAUUGAUGAUGUGAUUGUCGAGCAAAUUGCAGUUCUACUAAGAUGGUACAUUAUUGAGCGUGCUGCUGUAGAGUAUCCAAACAUGCAUGUGAGCCAUGAGGACCUUGGAGGAAGACCUCAGAAUGCAUAUGAUCCUAAAUUCAAAGAGUUUGUAGAUCAACUUCUGAGGAUAGCAGAUGAGCUUAACAGGAAUGCUGAGCUUCAACAUCUUAUUAGUACUGUGGAAGCUAACUGCGCUCAGGAUGUCUUCAUGAGCGUAGCCAGGAGCAUCAUUGAAGAUGGCAUUAACUGGGGACGUGUCAUGUCUCUGUUUCACCUCGCAUAUCAGCUUAUUUGCAAGGCACUGAUUGAGAACAAGCUUGAAGUUGUCAAGAUGAUCAUUAGCUGGUUUUCACAGUUUAUGAAGGAAAAUAUUUUUCAUUGGGUCAGACUGCAAGGCGGAUGGGGAGGUGUUCUGCAUAUGAUACCAAGAUGGCGCACUGUGUCCUGCAUUGCUGCGGUGGCGUUCAUUGUAGCUGCUCUUUACUGGAAAAGAACUCGCUAAGAAGUCAUGACCAGUCAUGCCGGAUGUGCAGUCUCACAAAUGUGGAAACUUGUAUCAAAAGCAAUACAAUGUGUAAUUGUUGCAAGUAAACUUACUCAUCUUGGGUCAGAUGGACCAAUCAUGCGGCAAAUAUCUUUUCUAUUUAAAUUAACCUUUAAAGACUUAAAGUUGUGUAACUGGUAAAGUUACAACGAUAGAUACCGUUGCCCUCAAUUCGAUUUUGUUUUUCUAUUAAGGUGUUCAAUGCAAGAGGGUGAAGGAGAAAUUUUCACCUUGAUUUAUUUAUUGACAGGGAUGUGUUUCUUUACUCAAAGAUUUUAAAGACACUGCACUUUUCUCCAUCAGUGCCUUUUUACUGUAAGGUGUUUUUUUUUAUCAACUUUUUAAUGUGCCACAAAAGUUACCAGCCUUACCUCCAAUCAGCUAAAUAUCUGAAAUCAAAUGUUUACUGUCAAGUUUUUAAAUGAUGUCAUAGGGCAUAAAAAGUAGUCAAAUGCAAUAUAUUAGACCUGCUUAAAGAAAGGUAAACCUAAACAAGGGUUUACAGUUUUUUACAAUCGCUAUGACAAUUUUUUUAGUACUUUUAACAAAUUUCCUAAACUCUUAACGCACCAACACACAAUUGGCAAAACAUUUAAUUUCAUGCUCAAAAUCACACAUUGUAAACUAAACUCCAACACUAGUUUUCAAAAUACAAUAAUACACUAGCAACAAUACACUAUGUCUACCAAAACACUGCAAACAUGUCUCAAAAUCAAAUCAUUUUUCAAAACACUAACGUAUGUUCUUGUCCAACAGGAAGAUUUAGUCAAUCACAAUGUCAUAAAAACAUCAGAUGGAAUUACAGAAACUGCAUUAUUUUAUAUGUGUCAGGUCUUAUACAACAGACAGUAUAUUGUAUUGAUCAUAGAUUGUGUUUUGCACUGCAUUUUCUUUU